Molecule: messenger RNA, 1626 nt
Organism: Notolabrus celidotus (New Zealand spotty)
Lineage: Eukaryota; Metazoa; Chordata; Actinopteri; Labriformes; Labridae
Product: activator of 90 kDa heat shock protein ATPase homolog 1-like
Exons: 9
Coding region: 222-1256 (344 amino acids)
Biological process (GO): positive regulation of ATP-dependent activity; protein folding
Cellular component (GO): cytosol
Molecular function (GO): protein-folding chaperone binding; ATPase activator activity
Source: RefSeq, a predicted model, not a curated record
UGCAAUUAUGGGGAUCUGAAGUUGGUUUAAAGUUUCAGUUCAACAGAUGGAGAGAGAGGGGCAACACUGAGUACAACUACAGAGAGUACUGCAGUAACAACAGGAGUAUCAUUAAAACGUGUUCUUGUGUUAUAACAUCAGUUUUAAUAUUAAUAUCAGAUUACUUUUUGUGGUUUUGGUUUUAUUUUUUUAUAGAUAUUAUUAUUAGUAGUUGAACUCUGAUGGCUAAGUGGGGAGAAGGAGAUCCUCGAUGGAUUGUUGAGCAGAGAGCUGAUGGGACAAACGUCAACAACUGGCACUGGACGGAGCGUGAUGUCAGCAGCUGGUCAUCGGACCGUCUCAGUCAGCUGUUGGUGGGGGUGCAGGUGGAGGGGCCGGAGGGGGCGUGUCAGCUGACCGACAUCGCCAAACUGGACGGAGAGGCCUCCAUCAACAACCGCAAAGGGAAACUCAUUUUCUUCUAUGAGUGGCAGCUCAAAGCCAAUUGGUUGGGGACGUCUAGUAGGGGUCUGAAGUUCAGGGGAACCGUUGAGGUGUGCAACCUGUCGGACGAGAACGACAUGGACGACCUCGAUAUCUCAGUGUCUCUGUGCAAAGACCAGCCCGACACGCCGCUCCUCGACCUCAUGAAGAAGAAAGGGGUCCAGGAGGUCCGGAAGGCUCUGGGCGAGUAUGUCCGCCAACUCAAAUCAGAGUUCAGUCAGGGGAUGAUCCUACCCUCCGCCAAUGGACCGAAGCCUGCAACCGCGAAAAGGACCCAAGUCCAGACCAGUAAAACUCAGAUUAGCCCCGCCCCCAAGUGCUCUUCUAGCCCCGCCCCCAAGUGCUCUUCUAGCCCCGCCCCCGCUUCAUCAGGUGUUCGGAUCUCAACCUGCAGCUUCAGCCUGAAUGAAACCUUUCGAACAUCAGCGGACGAGCUCUACAGGACGUUCAUCAACCAAGAGUUCGUCCAGGUGUUCUCGCGCUCGGCGGCGGUGGUGGACGGCCGUCGCGGUGGGAGGUUCCAGAUGUUAGACGGCAGCGUCAGUGGAGAGUUCACACAGCUGGUACCAGACAAGAAGAUCGAGAUGAGGUGGCGGUUCAGGACGUGGCCUAGCGAACAUUACGCCACCAUCAGUCUGGAUCUGCAAGACCAAGGAGACGAGACUGAGCUGAGGAUGGAGUGUCGCGGAGUUCCUUCAGGGGAGGAGGACUCCACCAGAGAGGGCUGGACCCGGUUCUACUUCCAGGCCAUCAAGCAGACCUUUGGAUACUGACAGACUGUGGAGCAGUUUACCCUGACGCUCGUCUGACAGGCUGACUGAGAGGAGGGAGCCUUCCUGAUCUGGAGUCCUGUCGCAGUCAGGGUCAGAUCAGGGUUUUCCUGUGAACUCGCUACAGAGACAGGCACAGGUUAGCCUAGCUUAGCAUAAAGAGUUAAAUCUGCUGGAAACGGUUGCUGUUAGAGUGAAAACUUCAGGACUGUCCCUUUAAAGUUUGAUGUGACUGAAUCAGUGUUUAAAUAAACGAGCCAACAGGCUCAGUACGAACACUUUCAACUGAUCAGGACCAGGAGACCGGGAUUAGAGUCAGGACCAGGUUCUGGACUACAGGCAGUCAAAAGAACAAUAAAACAUUUGUUUCAGA